Cuscuta europaea is the source of this 2738-nucleotide messenger RNA. The record is from the annotation of a GenBank genome assembly. Lineage: Eukaryota; Viridiplantae; Streptophyta; Magnoliopsida; Solanales; Convolvulaceae.
AUCUUCCUGAAAUAUCUCUAGGCAUUUAUUCUCCACCUAUCUCCUUCGCAUACUCCUUCACCCACACUCCGCUGCUAUCCCAUCUCCUCUUCUUUUCCAACGCAACUCCCUUCUUAGUUGUUUCCCACACUCCGCUGCUACCCAUCUCCCUCUUCUCUUCCAACGCAACCCCCUUCUCCACGAACUAAUGGCAGAUCCCUAUUCUCCCUCAUCAGUCAAAACCCCUCCUCCGGAUUUGCACAUGCAAUCAGAACGUUUAGUUGAUGAAGGGAAGCUGACAUCGGUUGUAGAUCUGAAAUCCAAAAUUGAUCUUCCAAUAGAUCCAUUGGAUGCAUUGCCGGUGAGGCCAUUUAUUUUCAGGAGGGCUCAUUUUGGUUACUCCAACGAGGGUGAGAUGGAUCUGAAUUGGGCAAUACGAAAGAAAUAUUGGGACAAUCUAGUUUAUGACACAUACGACGGGCCGGAAGACUUGGAAGAUGGAGAGGAGGUGACUUCAGCAACGGUGGAUGCAGGUGGCUACCAAACUGGUUCCGAUGAUAGUUCAAAUGAAGGGGACGAAGCGGAGGAGGAGGCUCGACUUGAAUUGAAAGGGAAGUAGCCUAUUCCCUAUUUCUCUGUGCUAAGAACUGAAUAUAUUCAUGGUGAAAUUCCUAGUUUGUUACUUGUUUGUUGUUUGUUUUUUGUUACCGUGCGCAUAUGUGAGUUGGGGUUUCAUGACUACUAGGAACUAAUGAUUUAAUGGGGCUUGAAUUCAAUUUUUAUAAAAUUUGUUGGCUAUUCUACAUGUUUUACUGAUGCCAUCCAAUUGUGAAAUUGAAGGAGACUUUGUUUGCAUUCACUAGUGUGUGGAAACAAAUUCACAGAUUGCAUUUAAACAUGUGUGCAUUGAAACUAAAAUUUUAUAUGGCAUUAAAACCUAGCAUUUGGGCUUACAAAAAAUGUACAAAGAGUACAUUGAAGUACAUUAGUACUAGUACUUCCAUACCAAUGUACAAACAAAAUGCACAAAAAAGCAUUGACACUUCAGUUUUGUAGAACAGAAAAUUCAAAACUAAACCUGUCAUAAUUAAUUCAUCAAUGUAACAUAUGCCUAUUCUUCAUUGAUGAUUUGUCCUGAGGAUUGCCCUGUAAUGGUAGUUGCCAUUUGUCCAUUAUAGUAUGCCCUAGAUGUUUCAUAGAGUUCUGCACUAAUCUGGACAUUUCUUGGUAAUAGCCCUUGCCUUUCCAACUUGUCUUUGCCUAUGUGGAUCAAUUUGAAUUUUUUGCCUUCUUGUCCCGCAGUACAACUUCCAUCACACAUUGAAAGCUUAUAAAAACUUUGUUCAAUGUGCUUGUUAUGAACUCAUUGAAAGAAGUUUGCACAGCUUCACUUAAACCUUUAAUAUUCUUUAGCCCCAUUUGAUCUUUGAUUAAAUCAAUGGCCAUAAAGAAUCCCAAGUCCAGAACAUUUAAGUCCGGACUAUUUGGGGGCUGGCACUUCAGUUCAAUCUUCCAACCAUCCCGUGUCGCAAUUCUGACAAAGUCAUGAUCAAUAACCCCUAUAUGGGGGUGUGCAUUAUCCUGUUGUAUUAUGACAUGUUGUUGUGUGAAUCUGGUCACUUCUCUUUGAUUGUUGGGACAAGUUUGUUUAGAAUCAUUUCUUUUAUGACUGCUCUAGUCACACUUAAAACUGGUUUUGUCUCUAAAGUACUAGUAGAUCUGUUUUUGCUUGACCUUUUAGUCAGUUCUUCAAAUAUGAAUGGAAAGAUGCUUACUCUUCCAUCCCAUAACACCUCCUCAUUCUCUGCUAUUCUUGGCCUACCAACAACGGCUAGAAACAUAAUCUUUGGAAUAAACUUUUUUUAUUGAGCUGUUCUGUAUGGAUCAUCUUCUGUUGGGAUGGUGUAGAAAGUAGUUGUUUAUUUUGAAAGGUAAACCAUUUUUCAUCAAUGUGUAUGUAAUCAAAGAAGUCAUGAAACGUAGGCCUUGUUGGUAGGGAAUGUGGAGUUGUAUGACUCAAACAGUAUUCUAACCUUUUUCAACUUUCCAACAUUUGUGAGGAGUGGCUUGAUAGCACUAGAAUGCCUUUUGAUUUCAUUUCUCUUGUACCACCUACAGACUGUAGAGGUUGAAACUUUCAUAGCAUAGUCCAAUGCUCUCAUAUUUUUUCUUUGAUGCGAUGGUAUGUCUUUCAUUUUCUGACUGUCUAAGGCAAUCUUUUUUCUGGCACAAUUACCUUUCUAGUUGCUUUGCACGUUUAUGGCUACACCUUCAAGCAUUUGUUGUUUUGCUUUCUUCUACAACCUGUGAACUGUUUCUCUGUUUACUUUGAACUCAUUGCCUAUGUUACUAAUACUGCCCCUCUGAAGUUUACCUUCACUAGACAUGCGUAACAACUUUGCUAUUAUGCACAUUCUUUUUUGUUCUGUUAAUUAAGGCCUGGGAUGUUGUGAUGUUUCUCCUUCUCUUUGACUUUGUGUGUGAAACAUGCUUGCAGGUGAAAGGAGGACGAGUUGACUCUCUAGUGACUGUUCUGGAUUGGAGGGGAGCUCAGCUUCUUCCAUCGAUGGAUGUUUUUGUAUCUUCUUUUCUUUGUAAUGGACUUUAUAGGAGUAGACUUGAUGUAAUUUUUGAAAGGAUUUGUGAGGUUUACACAAAUUUAGAAUCAUGUAAACUCAAUUUGGUAGGGAAAACCGUAUGUAACUAAUAAAUAUCUAUUGCCAUGUAAUGUAUCAGAAAGGAUGGCUCUACAACACAUU